CACAAGAAAAACGGAGUAAAAACGGAAUCACGCUGCGAGACCCAUGAUGCCCGAAGAAAUCCUCAAGAAAAUUCCCGCAAUUACCGCGCCAAAAUAUGCAAGUUUCCAAUUCAAAAGCGAUCCCAUUGAAGUGAACAAAAUUAGCCAAAAAUCUUGCCCUGCUCAUUCCUGCACGAAGCCAUUCGUGAGAGAAAAUUGACAAUGACCGAAAAAUGCUUAAUAGCAGCCUCAUUAGCAGCUCUGGUUUUUCAUCCUAGAUCGUCCGUCAAGUGUUUCAAACCCAAACCUGAUCCUGACAGCACCAUUAGUACUACCCAACGAAAGCAUAAACCAGCCAAGAAAAAACACAACACCCCACCCAAGCCUCCUUGCAAGCAAUCCAAACCUAAAGCUGAAGCCCCUGCUACCUCUUCUAUCGCAAGAAAUUGUUUCACGUUCUAACCAACUCACAGAGCUCCUGGAAGGGGAUUGGCCUGUUGAUAUUGUGGCAGCCAUGUUUCGUGCUGGGUGGCCUCUCGAGGAAACGGUAGUGAUAAAGAAAAUACUCAAGGUCAAUCACUCUCCGGAUCUUCUCGCCAAAUUUGAAGAAUACAGAGAGGGAGUGAAGUCGAAGUCAGGGACAAUCUGUGAAUCCGAGAGAACCCAUAAACUGGUGGUCGAUGGGAAUGAACUCGUGCGGUUUCAGGGUGCGCUUAUCACUUGUUCUUUGGGGAGAAACAGUGCAUCUCUGGGCAUUUGCUCGAACAGAUGGUGUGCGGUUUGUAGGAUGGUGAGCUCUACGUUGCCGGUGAAGGACGUUUCCGUGACGUUACAUGAAAAUAGUUGGAGGGCACACGGGAAGAUAGGUGGAGGCUCUGCAGGAGAUUGGGUCUCCGCGAGAACUGCCUCUGUAUUAUGCAGAGUGAUUGCGGGGCGGAUUGCCAAUUUCCAUGAACUUGGGGUCACAAAUGCAAAGGAGGGGGUUUUGAUUCAGUGGUAUCUCAACCCGGUGUGAAUCAGAGGUGUCAGAGGAACUCGUGGCUUUGAAUCAGAGAGCAAUCCUUCCCUGUUUUGUUGUCAUAUACAGAGCCAGUCGAUCCGUAGAUUGCAGGACAAGGUGGUGAUUCGGUGCUUGACAUUUUAAUUGAAGAUUUAUUGUCAUUUCUUGAUUAGUAGCCGCCUAGCUGGGAAUGCAAGGAGAUUAUCGCAAAAAAAUAAGUAAACUUUCUGGAGACCUCUUAUUCGAGAUAAUAUUAGAAUGCAGUUUCGUAUGAAAAA
This is a messenger RNA of Prosopis cineraria, 1257 nucleotides long. RefSeq lists its product as uncharacterized. NCBI's taxonomy places the organism in Eukaryota, Viridiplantae, Streptophyta, Magnoliopsida, Fabales, Fabaceae. The transcript has a single exon. Bases 494 to 994 code for a protein of 166 amino acids. The record is from RefSeq and is a predicted model, not a curated record.